Microthlaspi erraticum is the source of this 828-nucleotide messenger RNA. NCBI's taxonomy places the organism in Eukaryota, Viridiplantae, Streptophyta, Magnoliopsida, Brassicales, Brassicaceae. The record is from the annotation of a GenBank genome assembly.
AUGGGAGUGUACUUAAGCAACUAUUAUUACGUGUUGAUAAUAGUGUUUGUCUUGGGAAAAGAAGUGAGAAGCCAGUCGUUAAAAAAUGGUUAUUAUUCAACUUCAUGUCCAAAAGCUGAGUCCAUAGUAAGAUCCACCGUUGAAUCUCACUUUGAUUCUGAUCCCACCAUUUCGCCUGGCUUACUUAGGCUUCACUUCCACGACUGUUUUGUUCAGGGUUGUGAUGGAUCGGUUUUAAUCAAAGGGAAAUCUGCGGAGCAAGCCGCUCUACCGAAACUCAGUCUUAAGGGGAUGGAAGUGAUUGAUGAUGCGAAAGCCCGGCUUGAGACGGAGUGUCCAGGAGUUGUGUCAUGUGCAGAUAUACUUGCACUUGCUGCUCGUGACUCUGUUGACUUGAGUUCUGGGCCAAGCUGGCGAGUUCCAACGGGUCGUAAAGAUGGGAGAAUCUCGUUGGCAUCGGAAGCAUCGAAUCUACCUUCGCCACUUGACUCUGUUGCUGUUCAAAAGCAAAAGUUUCAAGCUAAAGGCUUGGAUAUUCAUGAUCUCGUUACUCUUCUAGGUUCUUGCAAAUGUGCGAAUUUGUUGAACAUAAGAGACACUGAACUGAGCAGACAUAUCUCUGAGAAGACUGGAGUGGAGGAGAAAAGGUCCAAAGCACAAAAGGAGUCCAAUGUUCUUCUUGAUUAUACAAGGAAAGCGAUACCGAGGCUGACUUAUUUGAAGAAAAUCCUUGCGCAGCUAGAAGACGAUGUAGUUCCUUGUGAAUCACAGAUGGAGAAUUGGAAAACAAAUUUGGCUUGGAUACUCAUGAUCUCGUUACUCUUCUAG